Messenger RNA from Colletotrichum tamarilloi, 162 nucleotides. RefSeq lists its product as uncharacterized. Lineage: Eukaryota; Fungi; Ascomycota; Sordariomycetes; Glomerellales; Glomerellaceae. Bases 1 to 162 code for a protein of 53 amino acids. The record is from RefSeq and is a predicted model, not a curated record. The transcript has a single exon.
AUGGGAAAGACGCCACAGAGCGAUCGCAGCAUUAUUCCCCGAUCGCCAGUAUCGAGUGGCUUGCUCCCUUACAGAUGCGGCACUGCUAGUUUGCCCAGCCCUACUAGUAGUAGAUCCUACAAAGCGAACAGAGAAAGCCACCCGCUGACGCCGGUACCGUAA